Molecule: messenger RNA, 1824 nt
Organism: Apis florea (little honeybee)
Lineage: Eukaryota; Metazoa; Arthropoda; Insecta; Hymenoptera; Apidae
Product: putative inactive peptidyl-prolyl cis-trans isomerase-like 6
Biological process (GO): protein peptidyl-prolyl isomerization
Cellular component (GO): cytoplasm
Molecular function (GO): peptidyl-prolyl cis-trans isomerase activity
Source: RefSeq, a predicted model, not a curated record
CAUAUAAUGAUGCAGAAUAAAAAAAGAUUAUCGAAUAAAUAUUUUUUAAAUUCUUUUAAUAAUGGUAUUAAAAUUAAAGUAAUAGGCAUUAUAAAUACUAUUGCCUUUCAGAAAGCACGAAUAUGUGCAGAAAAAUUAUAUCAACAUUUAUCAUUUAAAUUUUCUGUACCACAAAUUAUAGAAAUGUUUCAAGUAGAAUGGCAUGAAUACAUUAAUAAAUUAAAAAGAGUAAUAAUACAUUACUAUUAUUUCAAUAAUAUAUUAUAUUAUAAUAAUUUAAUUAUAUUUUUAUAUAUAUAUAUAUAUACAUAUUUCUAGCAAAUUGGAGGUAAAAUAUGGUCAUUAACACAUACUGUUGCUGUUUUUAUAAAUGACGAAUAUCUUGGUAAUGAAGUAGAAUUUUUUCAUUAUAUAAGUCAAGAUUAUAUCUUUAAUUUACCUUUUGAAAUAGAAUAUUAUGAAAAUCUUGCUAUUGAAUGCUCUAAACGAUUUAUGGAAAAAUCUAAAGUAAAUUGUUCAUUAUUAAUUACAAAGAAUUUUAUUUAUUUAUUUUGAUAAUUUAAUGAUAUAAUGAUAAUUUAAUGAUAUAAAUUGUAUAUAAAUAUAAUAAUAUUAAACUUUAGAGGAAAUAUGUUUAUUUCACGUUUUCCGUAAAUGAUUCGCCUAUUGGUUCCUUCUUAUUUAUGCUAUAUUCUGAUUUGUUACCAUUAACUUGUCAACAUUUUUUUAAAUCUUUGUACUGGAUAUGAUGAAAUAAAAGAAUGUUAUAAAGAUGCUUAUUAUAUAAAUAUGCAUUUACAUCGUAUAGUAAAAAAUGGAUGGAUUCAAUGUGGAGGAUGUGAACAUAUUAUAUAUGAAAUUAAUAAAAAUGCAGAAAAUAUUAAAAUACCUGAUGAGUCUUACUGUAUUCCUCAUGAUCGCAGAGGAGUUCUUUCAAUGGCAAAUAAUGGAAAACAUUCUAAUGAAUCACAAUUUAUUGUAUGUUUAAAAUCAAAUCCUUGGAUGGAUCAUUUUUAUGUUGCUUUUGGACAACUUAUAGAUGGUAUUGGAACUUUAAAAACAUUAGAAAAUAUAUCAACAUUUUAUGAACAUCCUAUUGAACGAAUAAUAAUUUCACAAUGUGGAGAAUAUAUUUUUGGUGAUGAAAUUAAAAUGGAGACAGAAUCAAAGAUUUUCCCUGAACAUCAACCAGUGUGCAUGGAAGGAGAAUAUGUAAUCAAUGACAAUAUGUUUGAUUAUUAUUCUAUUACACCAUGGUUUGAUAAUAUUGUAGAUAAGAUAGAUGUUCGUGAUACUGCAUCGCUUUUGAUAGCUGAACGAUAUUUAAAUGGUCUUUAUUGUCUUACAACUGAUUAUGAACCAGAAAUGGAUAUGCAUAUUUAUGAAAAAAUUUAUUUAACUGAUAUGGCAAGAUAUGAUACAAUAAAAAUCAAAUUUCAUGAUUUAUUAUUGAAUUUUCAACCAAAAGUAAUGACAGAACAAGAAAAAAUAAUAUUUGUUUCAGAAAUUUCUAAGAUUAUUUUAGCUUAUAUUUUUCGUUAUGAAUAUAAUGAAUUUUGUCUGCAACACAUUUCAUUGAAUACUCAUGCAACAAUACAUAAAAUACUAAAAAUUGCGCAUGACAUAGCAUCAAAGGCUAUUAAAAAGGCUGAAGCAAAAUCUAUCAUUUCUUUAGAAUGUAACAGUUCAAAAAUUACGAAAAUAUUUGAAGCAAAACAUGUUACUAACAUAUUAGUCUCUGAAGGUUGUAUAUCAAUAUUAGAAAAAAUAAUAAAUAAAGCUAUACUAUGUUUGAUAAGAACUUUUGAAACACAAGAAUAAAAA